AUGGCAAACAACAAUGACAAAGACAAGUUCAAGUACCGUGUGGAGAUUCAACAGAUGAUGUUCGUCUCCGGCGAAACGGGCGAACCAAAUGCUGAAACAACCGGCAUAAUUGAAGAAAUAGUCCGCGGGCAAGUCAUCGAGAUGCUCCUCCAAUGCACAAGCCAAGCUGCCCGCCGCGGCUCCCGGUCAAUCUCUACGGACGAUCUUAUAUUCCUAAUCCGCCAUGAUAAAGCCAAGGUAUCCAGGCUGCGCACCUAUCUUUCGUGGAAAGACGUCCGUAAAACUGCCAAAGAGCAAGACCCUAACGGGGGCGCCGGCGCACCCGAUCCUGCAGAUCUGUUAGAAGAUGCUGCAGCGGGAAUUGCAGGGAGUGGGGGGCCAAUGCAGAUGAAGCAGCGGAAAGCGAAGAUUGGGCUCCCAUGGGAAGUUGCCAGCUAUUUCUCGGAGCAGGUUCCGGAGCGCGAAGAGGACGAAGAUGAGGACGAAGUCGAGGCAAACUAUGCGACAUUACAGAGACUGAAGAAUGCUGAUGAGAGAACGAGAGGGAUGACUAAGGACGAGUAUGUUCACUGGUCGGAGUGUAGACAAGCAUCCUUCACCUUCAGGAAGGGAAAGCGUUUUAGGGAAUGGGCCGGUUUUGGGACUGUGACAGAGGCGAAGCCUAACGAUGAUAUCGUUGAUAUUUUAGGGUUUUUAACUUUCGAGAUUGUACAGACACUGACCGAGGAAGCGCUAAGAGUUAAGGAGGCUGAAGAUCAGGUUCUUAUGCAGAGCCGCGAAAAGAGCCGUAAGAGAAAGCGGGAGAAGUUCCUCUUCCACGCAGAGGAAGGGAGGACUGCCGUUGAGGCUAGACACGUCGAAGAGGCUUUUAGGCGACUGCAAACUCCAAGGCCUAAAAUGAAGGCUAUGAGGAACUUCUCUGGUGGUGUUGUCAAGUCUAGAUUGAUGCUCGUUUAG
Messenger RNA from Morchella importuna, 957 nucleotides. RefSeq lists its product as uncharacterized. The record is from RefSeq and is a predicted model, not a curated record. Lineage: Eukaryota; Fungi; Ascomycota; Pezizomycetes; Pezizales; Morchellaceae. Gene Ontology annotation, biological process: transcription by RNA polymerase II. The transcript is spliced from 3 exons. Gene Ontology annotation, cellular component: SAGA complex. The coding region runs from base 1 to 957 and encodes 318 amino acids. Gene Ontology annotation, molecular function: protein heterodimerization activity; transcription coregulator activity.